This is a messenger RNA of Vespa velutina, 2558 nucleotides long. RefSeq names its product pyruvate kinase-like. The record is from RefSeq and is a predicted model, not a curated record. Gene Ontology annotation, molecular function: pyruvate kinase activity; magnesium ion binding; potassium ion binding. Gene Ontology annotation, biological process: glycolytic process. NCBI's taxonomy places the organism in Eukaryota, Metazoa, Arthropoda, Insecta, Hymenoptera, Vespidae. The coding region runs from base 264 to 1955 and encodes 563 amino acids. Gene Ontology annotation, cellular component: cytoplasm. The transcript is spliced from 9 exons.
AAAAAAAGAAAAAGGAAGUUUCGAUAAUGUUAGUCAUUUGAGAAAUAUCAUCGGCAAUAGUUAAUCAUCUAAUUUUAUCAUUGAAUAUUUUUUUUCAUAAAAAAAAAAAAAAAAAAAAAAAAAAAAAAAAAAUCCUCUCAUAUAUGGAAUAUUAUUAAUAAUAACCAGUUAUCAUUAUGUCAUAAUGUCAUAUAAAUUCAUAUUUGUAAUUAAUAAAAAUUAAUUUUUUAUGUGAACAUUAAAUAAUAUAAAUCUAUAACAAAAUGUCGAGCGAAAUGUCAAGUAAUCAAGAAAUAUCACAGAUAUUCAAUGAGGAGAAGGAAUUAUUAGAGAAUCAAUUAGUUGCAGCGUACAGAAAGAACCGACUGGAUCAUUAUAUGCAAUUAGAUAUUGAUUCAAGUCCAAGGCCAGUCAAGCUUACUGGUGUCAUGAUUACCAUGAGUAUAACAAAUUCUUAUCCAUUGGCAAUUGCGGAGAUCAUUAAUGCCGGUGCAAACAUUGUUCGUUUGAAUUUAUCGCAUCAAACGGAAAAAUGGCACGUUAUUACCGUAAGAUCAAUAAGAGAGGCGGGAAAUAUUCUUUACAAAUCUAUGCAUAAAAUAUGUCCUAUUGGUGUGGCAAUUGAUUUACAUGGUCCCGAGAUACGUACUGGAAAAUUUCGUGGCGAUUCAUCAUCCAUAGAUCGCGCCGUAUUCGUCGAAGGUAAUAUUGUACGUUUAUUGACGGACGGUAAAAUACAACGUGCGGGUACGUCCUCCUGUUUUUGGGUAUCAUAUCAAGAAUUAUCAAAUGUAUGUCACGUAGGAGAUACUAUUUCGAUCGAUCGUGGCGCUAUAAUGUUAAAAGUUAUUUGUGUCGGAAGCAAUGAAGUGAUAUGUAAGAUUUUAAAAGGUGGUAUUAUUGGAAAUGAAAAAACGGUUCAACUUUUGGACAAUAUUAUUUCGUUUCCAAUUAUUUCGAAACAGGAUAGCAAAGACAUUGAAUUUGCUUCUAAGGUUGAAUGCGAUUUUAUUAUUGUAAAUCAAGCACGUAACAGCAAAAUGAUAAGUUCUGUACGUGACGAAAUAAAGAGAAUAGGAAGUAAUUGGAUUAAAAUUUUGGCGAAGAUCUGUACGAGGCAGGGUUUACAAAAUUUCGAUGAAAUAUUGAAAGAAGCCGAUGGUAUUAUCUUUGAAAGAGAUGGUUUGGAACUUGAUAUUGGAAAAGAAAAAUUAUUUCUCGCGCAAAAAUCUAUAAUAGCUAAAUGUAACAGGAUCGGUAAACCCAUAGUUAUAAAUUUUCGUCCGAAACAUAACAAGACACCGAAAAUUAAUACAGAAUUAAUAGCAAUUGCUGUAUUAGACGGUGCGGAUACAAUUUGCUUAGCUACAGGAAAUUUGAACUUGAAAGAUACUUUACUACUUGUUAAAGAAAUUGAUACUGUGUGUAGAGAAGCGGAAAGUGCACGAUGGCAAAGAGAAAUUUUCUUAAAUACUUUUAAUAAUAUGAUGUCUAUACCAUUGAACGUAGUGCAUUCGAUUGCCAUUGGCGCCAUACAGACCUCCUUGAAUUGUAAUGCGGCCGCUAUCAUAAUCACAACUACGACCGGACGUAGCGCCGUCUUGCUCUCGAUUUAUCGACCACGAUGUCCCAUCGUAGCUGUUACGCGUUUUGGUUUUGUUGCCCGAUACUUAAAUAUCUAUUUUGCCGUACAUUCCGUUCAUUACAAUGCGUCACCUUUACCCAAUAGGCUAAAAGAUAUCGAUGUACGCGUGCGAGCUGGUUUGAAUUAUUUAAUAGAAAGAAAGUAUAUCAAACUUGGCGAUGCAAUAGUUGUAGUUGGCCCAUCGCGACAAGAUGGAGGAUUUAUUAACUCUAUUCGUGUGAUCUAUGCAUCUUUUGAUCUGAUCAGACCAUUCAUAAAAAAUUCAAUGAUGUCCCCUAACGAUAAAAGGAUAUCAAUGCGGUCGCAAUAAAGAGGAGAGAAGAAGAGGAAAGCGGUAGGAGGAAAGCAAAACGAACAAUAAACAAAUAAAAAAAAUAAAAAAAUAAAAAAAAAAAAAAGGAAAAUUAUUAAAAAAUCUUAUUACAAAAGACAACGAGAGAUUUCAAAACGAUCGUUACAUUUAAUUUAAAGGAAUGAAAAUAAACGUAAACAUUGAUAGACCAACGAGUUAGAUAAAAAAGAAAAUAGAAUUUACAUUGAGAAAGUCCUUUUCAUUGACAAAACAAUCUGCGGACGUUCAAUGAACAUAUGGUUACGUCGUUGUAAACGGCUAGCAAUGUACGUUAUCUAUGUUAUAACUGAUUAGGUUCUAUGGCUCAUAGAAUGAAGGACAAAGUUCAUGGAGGUAGAUAAAACCGAUCGGAGGUCGGUUUCUAGUUACAUAGAUACGUUCGAACUGCUAUCGGUAUCUUUUUGUCAUCUGUGAAACGAGUAACAAGGUGGAUUUUUGACGUCAUCAGGAUCAAGAUCUAAAAAAAAGAAGGAGUAAUACAAGUAUCGUUAGACGUAUAAUAACUUGGGUAAUAUCAAUGUCUAUUAAAUACAUAAAAUAUUAAUAAUAAUCAUUAAUUAA